AUGGUGUUUGGAGCUGGUCCUAUUGGACUCCUGUGCUGUGCUGUUGCGAGGACGUUUGGAGCUACUACUAUUGUCGCGGUUGAUAUUUUGCAAUCGCGGCUCAACUUGGCUCAGAAGACUUUCGGCGCGACUCAUACGGUUGUGGCUGGGGCAGCACCGAGCAAAGAGAACGCUGCGCGGAUAAUCAAGGAAGCCAACCUGGGAACAGGUGCCGACGUGGCUAUCGAUGCGAGCGGUGCUGAGCCGAGCAUUCAAACAGGCAUUCACGUGUUGCGAUCUGGUGGCACCUACGUCCAAGGAGGAAAUGGUAAAUACGACAUCAAUUUCCCCAUCGGUGCCAUUACCGAGAAGGAAUUGACGGUCAAGGGCAACUUUCGGUUGACUUGA
Molecule: messenger RNA, 387 nt
Organism: Pseudogymnoascus destructans
Lineage: Eukaryota; Fungi; Ascomycota; Leotiomycetes; Thelebolales; Thelebolaceae
Exons: 2
Coding region: 1-387 (128 amino acids)
Biological process (GO): D-sorbitol catabolic process
Molecular function (GO): L-iditol 2-dehydrogenase (NAD+) activity
Source: RefSeq, a predicted model, not a curated record